Clunio marinus is the source of this 228-nucleotide messenger RNA. NCBI's taxonomy places the organism in Eukaryota, Metazoa, Arthropoda, Insecta, Diptera, Chironomidae. The record is from the annotation of a GenBank genome assembly.
AUGGAAGUAAAUUCUGUCGCGGUCUCGGACACGGUUCUUUUAAAAUAUUUAAUUGAUGUUUGCGAUUUUAGAAGGACAAGCGAACAAAAAGAACUGGAAGCAUUUCAUUCUUGCGCAGUUGUUUCGACUGUUUAUGGCUCCAGUUGCUCUAGAGCAUUCAGUUCUUUUCAACCUGAGAAUCCAGCCGCAAAAGUACAUAAAAUUCAGCAUUUUAUUGCGAUAGCAUGA